Messenger RNA from Impatiens glandulifera, 1482 nucleotides. RefSeq names its product equilibrative nucleotide transporter 3-like. The transcript is spliced from 9 exons. Gene Ontology annotation, molecular function: nucleoside transmembrane transporter activity. NCBI's taxonomy places the organism in Eukaryota, Viridiplantae, Streptophyta, Magnoliopsida, Ericales, Balsaminaceae. The record is from RefSeq and is a predicted model, not a curated record. Gene Ontology annotation, biological process: nucleoside transmembrane transport. Gene Ontology annotation, cellular component: plasma membrane. Bases 152 to 1411 code for a protein of 419 amino acids.
UCCAUAACUAUUUGAUUAGAACACGAUGAAGAAUAUAUUAUAAACAUUGGCAAACGGAAGACGUUGAUUUCAUGACUGAUUGUGUGCUUUCAGUGAUAUAGUGUGAACUUUUGCCGACUCACGUUUGGUUUUCUGACAGAGGAAGUAAACCAUGCCUUUGAAUGAUGCAAAUGACGAUUCAGAUAAAUCCAAGGGUAAAUAUGUAGCAAUAGUGGUAUGUUGGUUUCUUGGAAUUGGUUGUCUAUUCUCUUGGAAUAGCAUGCUUACUAUUGAAGAUUACUAUGUAGCCUUGUUUCCGAAAUAUCAUCCUUCCAGGGUACUUACCCUUGUAUAUCAGCCAUUUGCAGUUGGUACUAUUUCAAUUCUAACAUAUAAUGAGGCAAAAGUCAACACAAGGAGAAGGAACCUAUUUGGAUAUUCACUUUUCUUUGUAGCUACCCUUUUGAUUUUAGUUUUGGAUUUGGCAACGUCUGGGAAGGGAGGUAUUGGUACUUUUAUAGGAAUAUGCGUCAUAAGUGGUGCAUUUGGUAUUGCAGACGGUCAUGUUCAGGGUGGAAUGGUUGGAGAUCUUUCGUUCAUGCAUCCUGAACUAAUUCAAUCUUUUCUUGCUGGUUUGGCUGCAUCUGGUGCUAUAACAUCUAGCUUGAGGUUAAUUACAAAGGCUGCAUUUGAAAAUUCUCAAGAUGGACUUCGAAAGGGAGCUAUUUUGUUCUUCGUCGUCUGCACGUGUUUUCUGUUAUUUUGUGUAUUCUUGUAUGCAUUUGUGUACCCAAAGUUGCCAAUUAUAAGGUAUUACCGAUCCAAAGCAGCCUCUGAAGGAUGUAAAACCGUUUCAGCUGAUCUUGCUGCUGGUGGGAUUCUUACAUCUGAUUUUGAAAAACAAGCAGAAGAGAAUCCUCAACCAUGCCAACCACAGAGCAACAAAGAAUUGUAUCUGAAAAACAUAGAUUAUGCAAUAGAUAUAUUCUUGGUAUAUGCACUUACAUUGUCGAUUUUCCCUGGAUUCUUAUCCGAGGAUACUGGAUCACACAGUUUAGGAGAAUGGUAUGCGCUGGUUUUGAUAACUAUAUACAAUGUAUGUGAUCUUAUUGGGAGAUACUUGCCUCUUCUGAAUUGGGUGAAAAUGGAAUCACGGAAAGGUCUUAUGACAGUGACCUUUUCCCGGUUCUUGCUAGUUCCAGCAUUCUAUUUCACUGCUAAAUAUGGUGAUCAGGGUUGGAUGAUAUUGCUCACCUCCAUUUUGGGGUUGAGUAAUGGUUACCUAACCGUUUGCAUACUCACAACUGCUCCAAAAGGCUACAAGGGUCCGGAGCAAAAUGCUUUAGGUAAUAUGCUUGUGAUGUUUCUUCUUGGAGGUAUAUUUGCAGGGGUAACCCUUGAUUGGUUGUGGCUCAUUGGCAAAGGUUGGUGAAUGCAAGUUUAAGCUAAAAAAAAUAAGGGAAGAAUGCCAAUUUUACAAAUUAAGUUGUAAGAAGGUGUCAA